AUGGGGGCAGGGAGGAGAGGCAGCGUGGGGGCGGCGGCGCUGCUCUUGGUGCUGGUGGCUUCGUCAUUACUGGCCGUGGCGAGGGCGGCGGCGGUCGGCGGCGGCGUUGACGGUGGUGGUGGCGGCGGCGCAGGAGGUGAGGACGGGGAGAGGUUGCUGAGGCUGUGGACGGACGGAGGUGGAGAAGCUGGUGACCAGGAGGAUGAUGUCUUCAUGUGGGAUGAGGAGGAAGACGACGAUGAGGCGGAGGAGGGCCACAUCAUGGUGUGGGGGAACGGGAAGACCGAGCGGCCGGCGACGUGCAGGAACGUGGUGAACGUCGACACCUUCGGCGCCGCGGGGGACGGCGACGCCGACGACACCGAGGCGUUCCGCAAUGCGUGGAAGGCGGCAUGCUCGCUGGACAACGCGGUGUUCUUGGUGCCCGCCGGCCGCCGCUACAAGGUCGGCGCGAUCACCUUCAUGGGGCCGUGCAAGAACAAGAUGAUCAUCCAGAUCCAGGGGACGAUCGUGGCGCCGGAGGAGCCGUCGGAGUGGGACCCCCGGAGCCCGCGGCUGUGGCUGCUCUUCUCGGGGCUCGCCGGCGCCCGCAUCCAGGGCGGCGGCGUCAUCGACGGCUCCGGCUCCAAGUGGUGGGCCAACUCCUGCAAGAUCAACAAGUCCAACCCGUGCAAGCCUGCUCCCACGGCCGUGACGAUCGACUCGUCCCGGGGCGUGCGGGUGAAGGGCCUGCGCGUGCAGAACGCGCAGCAGAUGCACCUGACGGUGUACCGGUCCCGGAACGUGCGCCUUGCCGGGGUCCGCAUCGAGGCGCCGGAGGACAGCCCCAACACCGACGGCAUCCACGUCGCCGAGUCCACCGCCGUCACCAUCCAGAACUGCCGCAUCGGCACCGGCGACGACUGCAUCUCCAUCGUCAACGCCAGCUUCAACAUCCGGAUGAAGAACAUCGACUGCGGCCCGGGCCACGGCAUCAGCAUCGGGAGCCUGGGGAAGGACGGGACGUUCGCGGCGGUGGAGAACGUGGCGCUGGACACGGCGCGGAUCAGCCGGGCGCAGAACGGCGUGCGGAUCAAGACGUGGCAGGGCGGCGCCGGCUACGUCCGGAACGUGCGCUUCUCCAACGUGGCCGUCGACGACGUGGACCACCCCAUCGUCAUCGACCAGUUCUACUGCGAUGCCCGGGGCCCCUGCCGGAACAGCACCUCCGGCGUGGCAGUCACCAACGUGUUGUACCGCAACAUCAGCGGCACCUCCCGGCGCGCCGAGGCGAUCAGGUUCGCCUGCAGCGACGCCGCGCCCUGCACCGACAUCGUGCUCCGCGACAUCAACCUGCGCCGCAGCGACGGCGACGGGGGCGGCGAGGUGCAGACCGUCUGCAACUGCGCCAUCGGCUUCGACAACGGCCGCGUCAGCCCCGCCGCCGACUGCCUCCGCAGCAGCACCUGCGGCGGCGCUCCCGACCACCGCCCCGACGACGACGACGACGGCAAGGGCAAGCCCGUGGCCGGGACGAUGCCGGCGCCCAUCCUUCACACCGAGCUGUGACGAGCAGCUUGCUCGAACAUGCUCGCCGGUCAUGGCUCACCAGUGAUCAUCCUUCGCUGCUAAUGCUUGCUGAGAUCGACCAACCUACUAAGCAGGCCCUUUUGACACUGCAGUUUGUUAAUUAUACUACUAAAUUAGUGGCAGUAACCAUGC
This is a messenger RNA of Panicum hallii, 1701 nucleotides long. RefSeq names its product probable polygalacturonase At1g80170. The transcript has 5 exons. Gene Ontology annotation, molecular function: polygalacturonase activity. The record is from RefSeq and is a predicted model, not a curated record. The coding region runs from base 1 to 1548 and encodes 515 amino acids. Gene Ontology annotation, biological process: carbohydrate metabolic process. NCBI's taxonomy places the organism in Eukaryota, Viridiplantae, Streptophyta, Magnoliopsida, Poales, Poaceae.